AAAAGUGUCCUCUUUUCUAAUUUAAAUAUACGAACCCACCUAUUCAAUAACUCAUCUCUCUCUCUCUCUCUCUCUCUCUCUCUCUCUCUCUCUCUCUCUCUGAAAAUGGAGUUUGGAAGCAUUCUUCAAUUUCUUGAAAACAAGAAUAUUUUGAUCACUGGUGCAACUGGGUUUCUAGCAAAGAUAAUGGUGGAGAAAAUAUUAAGAGUGCAACCAAAUGUGCAGAAGUUGUACCUUCUUUUGAGAGCCGCAGAUGCUAAGUCUGCUUCUCAACGCUUUCACAAUGAGAUUAUAGGGAAGGACUUGUUCAGAGUACUAAAAGAAAAAUGCGGAGCAAAUCUAAAUUCUUUUAUAAAUGAAAAAAUUGUCCUUCUCACUGGUGACAUUUCUUAUGAUGAGGAUUUGGGAGUGAAAGAAUCCAGUUUGAGAGAGGAGAUGUGGAAAGAAUUGGAUGUUAUUGUUAAUUUAGCAGCAACAACCAAUUUUGAUGAAAGAUAUGAUGUGGCACUUGAAGUCAACACAAUUGGAGCUAAGCAUGUUAUGUGUUUUGCCAACAAGUGUGUUAAGCUCAAGGUUCUUAUCCAUGUCUCCACUGCUUAUGUUUCUGGAGAGAAGUCAGGACUGAUACUAGAAAAUCCAUUUGGAAAUGGAGAGACACUUAAUGGAGUUUCUGGAUUAGACAUUGAUGAAGAGAAGAAACUGGUCGAUCUCAAAUUAGAUGAACUUCAAUCACAAGGGGCCACUCCUCAAGCUAUCAAGGAAGCCAUGAAAGAUAUGGGCAUCCAAAGGGCGAAGGUGUAUGGAUGGCCAAAUACUUACGUAUUUACAAAGGCAAUGGGAGAGAUGCUUGUAGGACACUUAAAGGGCAAUUUGUCGGUUGUCAUCGUAAGACCUACCAUUGUAACCAGCACUUACAAAGAACCCUUCCCUGGUUGGGUUGAAGGUGUCAGAACAAUUGACAGUUUGGCUGUUGGGUAUGCGAAAGGAAGACUUACAUGCUUUCUUGGUGAUAUUAAUGGAAUUGUUGAUGUGAUACCAGGAGAUAUGGUGGUGAACGCAAUAAUUGUAGCAAUGGUGGCUCAUGCUAAUGAACCAAGUGAUAAUGCAAUUUAUCAAGUGGGUUCUUCAGUUAGACAUCCUGUUAGAUACAGUAACCUUCAGGAUUACGGAUUGAGCUACUUUACCAGAAAACCAUGGAUUGGUAAAGAUGGGAAACCUGUCAAAGUUGGUAAAGUUAAAGUCUUAGAAACCAUGAAUAGCUUUCACAGAUACAUGGCUCUCCGUUACUUGUUAUUGCUAAAGGGACUGGAAUUUGCAAACACAGCAUUUUGUAAUCAUUUUGAGGGCAUGUACAGUGACCUCAGUAGGAAGAUCAACUAUGUUAUGAAACUGGUGGAACUAUAUAGGCCAUACUUGUUCUUCAAGGGAGUAUUUGAUGAUAUGAACACAGAAAAAUUGCGAAUGGCGGCGAAAGAGAAUGGUGUGGAGAAUGAUUUGUUCUAUUUCGAUCCAAAAUCUAUUGAUUGGGAAAAUUACUUCACAAAUAUUCAUAUUCCUGGCAUCGUAAAAUAUGUGUUUAAAUGAUAAUUAACCGUUAGAAGGGGGAAAUAAAAGAUCAUAUAUAGUUUUCUUUCAUUAUUAAUUAUUUCCAAGAAAAUUGUAAUUCUAUUCAGACUGUGUUCUUUUUUAAGGGUAAUUAGUAUUAUUUAUGUAUGAUUUGCUCAUGUCAGAAUUAAUUAUAUAUUUUAAGAAGUGUCUUUCCAGUGU
Messenger RNA from Jatropha curcas, 1767 nucleotides. The record is from RefSeq and is a predicted model, not a curated record. Lineage: Eukaryota; Viridiplantae; Streptophyta; Magnoliopsida; Malpighiales; Euphorbiaceae.